This is a messenger RNA of Oncorhynchus masou masou (cherry salmon), 4188 nucleotides long. RefSeq names its product metaxin-1-like. Bases 20 to 1018 code for a protein of 332 amino acids. Gene Ontology annotation, biological process: mitochondrion organization. Gene Ontology annotation, cellular component: cytoplasm; SAM complex. The record is from RefSeq and is a predicted model, not a curated record. The transcript is spliced from 8 exons. NCBI's taxonomy places the organism in Eukaryota, Metazoa, Chordata, Actinopteri, Salmoniformes, Salmonidae.
GUCGUUCAAUUAUUUCAAGAUGGCUGUCCCCUCGCAGAUGGCAACCUCUGAGCUGUACUGCUGGGAAGGCGACUGGGGUUUACCGUCUGUCGACACUGAGUGUUUAAUUGUAUUGGCUUAUGCAAAGUUUGCAGGCGCACCCCUCAAACUUCACAAGAUCGGCAACCCCUGGAGAAGUCCCACUGGCUCCCUGCCUGCCCUGAAGACCAGCGAGAAUGGGAGCCUGUCUCGGCCCAGUGACAUCAUCAUCCACCUCAGGAAACAGAAAUACAAUGCCGACUUCGACCUGUCUGCCAAAGAGGGAGCAGACACUCUGGCCUUCAUCUCACUCCUGGAGGAAAAACUGAUGCCAGCUCUGGUCUAUACUCGGUGGAUUGACCCUAAGAACUAUGUGGAGGUGACUCGGCGUUGGCACGCGGAUCACGCCCCAUUCCCUCUGAACUUCUUCCUGCCUGGCAGCAUUCAGCGCCAGCAGCUCCAGAGGCUGAGGCUGGUCAGGGGAGACGAAGAGUUGACAGCAGGCGAGGAGGUGGAGAAGGAGCUGUACCGCGAUGCUAUGGAGUGUAUGAACCUUAUCUCGCAGAGGCUGGGCUCAAACAAGUUCUUCUUUGGAGACUCUCCUUCAUCUCUAGAUGCUUUCGUCUUUGGCUACUUGGUGCCCAUCCUGAAGAUGAAACUGCCCAAUGGAAGACUCCAGCAGCACCUCAAAUCACUGGACAACCUGAGCCACUUCUGCUCCAACAUUCUGGCACUCUACUUCCCCAGCGAGGGACGAGAAGGUAUCAGUCGCAAGGUGUCCUCCCAGCCUGAAGGGGGUGACGUUGACAACGAGCCUGGUAAGCGGCGCAAGCAGCUGCUGUCAGUCCUGGUGGCCCUGGGCGCUAUGUUGAGCUAUGCCCUCCUCACCGGCAUUGUGGCUAUUCAACACGUCCAGCAGGAGGCACUAGACCACCGUUCCCCAGGUCUCAGGUCACUCUCCUCCCACGGGGAAGAGGAGGAUGGGGAGGAGGAGGGCUGAGGAUGGGGAGGAGGAGACGGCCACAACUCAAAACUGAUCUCCUGUCUCUAUUCCUAAUUCUUCGUUGACGCUCCCUCAUCAGUCUGGAAUGACUGGAAAGGUGUUAACCAAUAUGGCAGAAACUCCAGUUAGCCUUCUAGACUAGGUGGAACGUUUACUCUACUGCUGAUGCCUCAACAAUCCCUUCAGAUCCUGGAGGAGGAGUCAAUAGGAAGAAGGGGCAAGGGAUUGGUGUUUGAUUGGGCCAAAGCUGUAGAGUACGAUGAAGAGGAGGAGCAGCACUGUGGGAAUAUACAUUAAGAUGCUUGUACCAAGAGUGCUUCAAUGUCUUACUUGGAGAAUGUUUGGAUGUUUUCUCUGCUUUAUUUUGACUGCCAUUGCACGAUAAUCAUAGAUCCAAAUCAUGACGUCGCUUUGCUUUUCUCAAUUUCCUGGUGCUUUAUCUAAUCCAACUGAUUAUACUUUCGUGUGUAAAUGAUAUUAUUGAGGGAACAAAUCCCAGGUAGCAUUUGUGAAAAUUGAAAUGUUACUGACUUCUUAGUAGCAUUAGCACAUUCUUUCUGAACACUUGCCAAGAUAACCACAAUCUCCACCACAGUAAACAGUGUGUGAGGUCUCUAGAUGUUUAAUAAUAAUAAUUUCAACAGAGGAAAUAAAGGGGUGAUUUCUUGGUUUAUAUCCUUUUAAUAUUAUUGCUUGUCAGGCUGAGAACUGUUUUAUCAUUUUUCACCUACCAUGAAUUUGAGGGCCAAGCCUGAAGUUUGGGGCAUUUAAAUGUUUCCGGGCCGAUUCAAAAUCUUGUGGAAAUUGCCCUCCCCGGUGCAAUUUGUGCUCAAACAGCAUAUGCAUAAUGUGUGCUGUAGUGAAGACUGUGCUGGCCCUAUUCCUGCAUUGCAGCAAGUCAAAGCAUCAUUCAAUACAAGAAACAGCGAAGUUCAAUAAAUCACUUUAAUGUUCCUAUACAUCUGCUCGCUGUGUAAAGGCUUCUCCUGCUUUAGAAUGAUGGGUUACUGUUGAUCUCUUCAGCAAUACAGGGUUACAUUAUUGUCUAAUUCAGAGUUGCAAGAAACUCAUUGACUUUCUAUCUUUCAAUUUCUUAAAGGUAGCCUGUUGGAGAUACAUAAUUUAUGGUAUGUAAAUUUGUAAUGCAAUCGUUAGUAGAGUUAACCUUAUUCAAUCUUGUUUUGAUGGCAGAACUAAUGUUACACACAGGUUGCCAUACACAUUACCCCUAAACUUAACCAAUCACAUUUAUUUCCUAAAUGUAAUCUAAACCCCGAACCUGCCUGACCUUAACCAAUUGGGAUUACUUGCCUAAACUUAACCAAACACUUUCAAGGCUACCCUCAGAACCCGAUACAAUAAAUAUAUGCCAAAAUGAGGAUGUGGUGUGUAAAGAUGAUGGUCCCAUAUUGAGGGGGAACACCUGUAGCAUGAAUAUAUACAGUGGGGCAAAAAAGUAUUUAGUCAGCCACCAAUUGUGCAAGUUCUCCCACUUAAAAAGAUGAGAGAGGUCUGUAAUUUUCAUCACAGGUACACUAUGACAGACAAGAUGAGAAAAGAAAAUCCAGAAAAUCACAUUGUAGGAUUUUUCAUGAAUUUAUUUGCAAAUUAUGGUGGAAAAUAAGUAUUUGGUCACCUACAAACAAGCAAGAUUUCUGGCUCUCACAGCCCUAUAACUUCUUCUUUAAGAGGCUCCUCUGUCCUCCACUCGUUACCUGUAUUAAUGGCACCUGUUUGAACUUGUUAUCAGUAUAAAAGACACCUGUCCACAACCUCAAACAGUCACACUCCAAACUCCACUAUGGCCAAGACCAAAGAGCUGUCAAAGGACACCAGUAACAAAAUUGUAGACCUGCACCAGGCUGGGAAGACUGAAUCUGCAAUAGGUAAGCAGCUUGGUUUGAAGAAAUCAACUGUGGGAUCAAUUAUUAAGAAAUGGAAGACAUACAAGACCACUGAUAAUCUCCCUCGAUCUGGGGCUCCACGUGAGAUCUCACCCCGUGGGGUCAAAAUGAUCACAAGAACGGUGAGCAAAAAUCCCAGAACCACACGGGGGGACCUAGUGAAUGACCUGCAGAGAGCUGGGACCAAAGUAACAAAGCCUACCAUCAGUAACACACCGCCGCCAGGGACUCAAAUCCUGCAGUGCCAGACGUGUCCCCCUGUUUAAGCCAGUACAUGUCCAGGCCCGUCUGAAGUUUGCUAGAGAGCAUUUGAAUGAUCCAGAUGAAGAUUGGGAGAAUAUCAUAUGGUCAGAUGAAACCAAAAUAGAACUUUUUGGUAAAAACUCAACUCGUCAUGUUUGGAGGACAAAGAAUGCUGAGUUCCAUCCAAAGAACACCAUACGUACUGUGAAGCAUGGGGGUGGAAACAUCAUGCAUUGGGGCUGUUUUUCUGCAAAGGGACCAGGACGACUGAUCCGUGUAAAGGAAAGAAUGAAUGGAGCCAUGUAUCGUAAGAUUUUGAGUGAAAACCUCCUUCCAUCAGCAAGGGCAUUGAAGAUGAAACGUGGCUGGGUCUUUCAGCAUGACAAUGAACCCAAACACACCGCCCGGGCAACGAAGGAGUGGCUUCGUAAGAAGCAUUUCAAGGUCCUGGAGUGGCCUAGCCAGUCUCUAGAUCUCAACACCAUAGAAAAUCUUUGGAGGUAGUUGAAGGUCCGUGUUGCCCAGCAACAGCCCCAAAACAUCACUGCUCUAGAGGAGAUCUGCAUGGAGGAAUGGGCCAAAAUACCAGCAACAGUGUAUGAAAACCUUGUGAAGACUUACAGAAAAUGUUUGACCCCUGUCAUUGCCAAAAAAGGGUAUAUAAAAGGGUAUAUAACAAAGUAUUGAGAUAAACUUUUGUUAUUGACCAAAUACUUAUUUUCCACCAUGAUUUGCAAAUAAAUUCAUAAAAAAUCCUACAAUGUGACUUUCUGGAAGAAAAAAAAAUCUCAUUUUGUCUGUCAUAGUUGAAGUGUACCUAUGAUGAAAAUUACAGGCCUCUCUCAUCUUUUAAGUGGGAGAACUUGCACAAUUGGUGGCUGACUAAAUACUUUUUUGCCCCACUGUAUAGCAUACAAAUGCUAUAGCGUGAAUAGGAGUUGAAAAACCAAACUGUAAAUAUAUUAAUGUGGGUUUUAUUUUCAUGGUUGAAUAAAUGGGUCACAUACAUGCAUACUUUAA